Molecule: messenger RNA, 1233 nt
Organism: Helianthus annuus (common sunflower)
Lineage: Eukaryota; Viridiplantae; Streptophyta; Magnoliopsida; Asterales; Asteraceae
Product: F-box/kelch-repeat protein At3g06240
Exons: 1
Coding region: 1-1233 (410 amino acids)
Molecular function (GO): protein binding
Source: RefSeq, a predicted model, not a curated record
AUGCAAACCCUAAACUCCAAACCACGUCUUCAAUGGGCUAUGUUGCCUUCGGAAAUCAUGUACCAUAUCUUGUCAAGAAUGCCAGUGAAAUCUUUGGCUCGUUUCCGGUGUGUAAGCAAGCAAUGGUGCAACUACAUCAACGAUCCUUACCUUGAAACCAUGCAUGCCAAACGAGCCGCAGUGAACGAUCCCACGCUCAUCAUGAUCCAUAAACUUCCAUCUGAAUAUCCCAACUCACUCUGCACACUCAGUUUUUUGGAAUAUAAAGAAGAAACAGAUACUUGUACUCAUCUAGAGGUGAGAACGGACCCGCCGGUUAUGGAUUUCAUGUGUAAGAGGUGGAGUUAUAAUAACGUAGUUCUAGGUUCUUGCAAUGGUCUGCUCUAUUCGUCACAGAAAGAGUUCCGCUUUGAUGUCACCACUUUAAUUGUGAUCCAUCCUCUAAAGGGAGAAUGUUAUGAGCUGCCACAACUCAAGACACCAUUCAACCAAGAUCCGGCAUGGGGGAAUCGUUUUUCUUAUGAUGUGAAGUUAUGUGUCGAGUGGUCAUGUGGGCUAGGCUUCGAUGAUUCCACCAACAGUUUCAAGAUGGUGUGCAUCGUGCCAAGAAAACAAGUCGACAUCGUGCCAAGAAAACAAGUCGAGUCACCUGAGGGUCUAUGCACCAUGGUGCAUGUCUUGGGCACAGAUUUGUGGCGAAAGAUAACCCAAGCCCCAUCUUAUCACGUAGAAGGUGUAGGAGUGUUUUCUAAUGGAUGUUUGCAUUGGUUAGCUAGAGAUGAUCCUAAUUACAGUAGAGUAAUAACAUUUGACAUGAAGACCGAGGAAUUCGGUUUAAUUUAUAAACCUCUUAGAAAAGGACCUCGUCGUAUGUUUAAUGUGCACUUGGUCAACUUAUGUGGUCAAGUUGGAUAUGUGUAUAUGAUCACAAACCAUAGCGCGGAGGUGUGGGUGUUGAAGGAGAGAGUGUGGGUGAUGCAUUGUGAGUUUGAGCAUAAACCAUGUCUUUCUAAUAGUCGCAUAAAUGUUUUAGGGUUUUGGAACAGAAAUGGGGACAUAUUAGUGACAUAUGGAGGAGAGAAAAGGUUGUUGGUUUACAACUUAAAAGAUGAAAGUUUUUAUGAAGCGAGUUUUGUUGGUUGGGAAGAGGAAGGUCGAAAAGAUAUUCAAAUGUAUCAAAAUAGCUUGUUUUCGACUCGUUAUUCAGUCAAAAACCUAAGGAAUAAACGUUAG